This is a messenger RNA of Perca fluviatilis (European perch), 2714 nucleotides long. It is a transcript of the gene rab5ab, whose product is annotated as RAB5A, member RAS oncogene family, b. NCBI's taxonomy places the organism in Eukaryota, Metazoa, Chordata, Actinopteri, Perciformes, Percidae. The coding region runs from base 262 to 912 and encodes 216 amino acids. Gene Ontology annotation, molecular function: GTP binding; GTPase activity. The record is from RefSeq and is a predicted model, not a curated record. The transcript has 6 exons.
UGUCGAUUCCAGUCAUACGAUCUGUCAUCAUCCUUCGUACAAUGCGAAAAGGGAAGUUGAAAGUGGGAGAUCGCAGAGCCUUAUGAAAUUUAACGUUACGGUAGCUUGCUGGGUCAUCGACACACUGAACAGACACUGAAGUGCAACAAAGAUUGUCCUGGAGACACCAUUCAAAAUAACUAGCUUCCUCUUUUUGGUAGGUAUUUUCUACAGUUAUUCACAGUACCUCAGCGUCCAGAGGAAGAGACCGGGCAGUGUGACAUGGCAAGUAGAGGCGGAGCUACACGACCCAAUGGGCCAAACGCAGGCAACAAGAUCUGCCAGUUCAAACUUGUGCUCUUAGGAGAGUCAGCUGUGGGGAAGUCGAGUCUCGUACUUCGUUUCGUCAAGGGACAGUUUCACGAAUUCCAAGAGAGCACAAUCGGAGCUGCCUUCCUGACUCAGACAGUAUGUUUGGACGACACAACAGUCAAGUUUGAAAUCUGGGACACAGCUGGUCAGGAGCGCUACCACAGUCUGGCUCCAAUGUACUACAGAGGUGCCCAGGCAGCCAUUGUGGUGUAUGAUAUAACAAAUGAGGAGUCAUUUGUACGGGCUAAGAACUGGGUUAAAGAGCUUCAGAGACAAGCCAGUCCAAAUAUUGUAAUAGCUCUGGCUGGGAACAAGGCUGAUCUCGCAAACAAGAGAGCUCUGGACUUCCAGGAUGCACAGUCAUACGCAGAUGAUAACAGCUUGCUUUUUAUGGAAACCUCAGCAAAGACCUCUAUGAACGUGAAUGAGAUAUUCAUGGCCAUUGCAAAGAAGCUACCCAAGAAUGAGCCUCAAGCGGCCGGAGCCAGCAGUGGGCGGAACCGGGGAGUGGACCUGACGGAGACGGCUCAGCCCACCAGCCGUUCCUGCUGCAGUAACUAACCUGGCUCUUCCUGCUCAUCCUUCCCACACACCCCCCCCCCCAUCGCCCCUCCCAACUGAACAUCUGGACAUCGGGCUCCUUGGCUUCCUGACGUCAGACCUGACCGUCAACCUCACUCCCCUGGAAUAGCUAAAAGACUCUGUAUAGCUGCAUUUCUAAUACCUAUUUUUUUUUUGUUGAUGUUCUUUUGUUUCUUUUUUUUUUUUUUUUACUUUUUUUAAGAAGUGUAUAUCAGUAUAAUGGAUGCAUGUAUCACUACAACGCCUAAAACACAUUUUUAUCUCUUAUUCAGUUUGAAGACUAACCCCAAUUAAGAAAGAUGAGCAUGCGAGAAACCUGUGAACGUGUGAUUGUGUUGUGUGUGAAUAUCCAAGUGCGAGUUGCCGAUGAGAAGGUGUAGCCUCAUUUGUCACUUCACAGGGUCGACUGGAUGCGAAUGGUGUUACCUGUAAUAUUCUUUGUGUGUGGGUUAAGUUAUGCUCACAAUCAGAAGAAAACCAAAUUGUUCCCAUCUUGAGACGCCUGGCUUUGCAGACUGUCUGUUGUGAGGCAUCACUGUAUUUAGACAGUGCCAGGAAAAGGACUGAUGUGCAAACCAAGAAUCCCUCCCUUCCACACAUCUGUUACAUAAGAAGACAUCUUCAUCCAAGGCUCCUAACGGAAAGUGCGGAAAAUAAAUUUGGUACUGUCCAGUUUUUAAAUAAUUGGAAAAUGCACACAAAAAAAGGCUUUGAGUAUUGAGAAGAAAAACCGCCUUGAUACACAUCUGGCUUCCUUUUAUGCACAACCAUCUGUAGAGCAAUAUGGGCUUGUCACAUUGCAAUACACCAUAUUGAACAACAAAGUCUUCUUGGUAUGGAAAACAUUUUUAUUUUUUUUAAAGUGUGGGAACAUCAGGAACCAACACCUUGAGGUCAACAUGAGGCCCGUAUGACAGGAUUUUUAUUUUUAUUUUGGCUUUGCUAUUUAACAAAUGCUUUCAAAUCCAUCACAGAAGUUACAUUUUUGACACUGAUAUGUUUUCACAUGAAAAAGAAAAUCAACAGGGAGCUUAAAGACUGUUGAACAUCCUGCUUUUUGAGUUGCAAAGACUUGAACAUACGGCUAGUUCUAUGUUAAACUCUUGUCUUUGUCAAUCCGCUCUGGCCAGUAGUAAACCUGCAUCAAUUUGGGUGAUCUCAAUCAAAGGUAGGGGGGGAGGGGGUAGAAUAGAGUUCAGCCAGCACACAAACAGAAAAUUGGUCUACUACCUAUUGUCACAAGUAUGUGGAAAAACAAAUAUACUCUAAUGUUGUUAUAGGGUGCAAUGUUGUCUUCUUCCUCCUUUAGCACAGCUUGCAGAGCUCCUGAGCGCACCAGGAAAUGAUCUAGGGAUUCUGAACAAUUGUACAGUUCAAUAUAGGUCUGUUUUUUUUUUUUUUCUUCAUCCUAGACCUUGUCACAAACUGGUCAAAUGUUAAGCAGUGGUGGUCUUUUUAGGUAAAUGUAGUGUUAUUAACAAAAUCCCUCUCUCUUGUUACUUUUCUCCGAAAAGGUCCAUGGUCAUGUUUGAAAGGAACUUUUAUUGCAUUGCACAGUGUUGAUCAUGUUUUAAUUAAUGACUGCCCUUCGAUUUUAUAUGACGGACUGUAUUGGACUUGCUAACCUACAGCUAUAAGCAGGUAGCAUAAUUAACCUUACUGGUGGUCUCUCAUACAGCUCAAUGAAUUUUAAUGAUGUGAAACAGCAUUACUAGUGAUGGGCUGAUCAGUUUUGAGUGUCUGAAUACAACUUAAUAAAUUCAAUAAAGAGGUCUCUUCUA